This is a messenger RNA of Dendrobium catenatum, 2219 nucleotides long. Its product is annotated as LIMR family protein At5g01460. Bases 306 to 1838 code for a protein of 510 amino acids. The record is from RefSeq and is a predicted model, not a curated record. Lineage: Eukaryota; Viridiplantae; Streptophyta; Magnoliopsida; Asparagales; Orchidaceae. The transcript is spliced from 15 exons.
UACGAUUCGGUCCGCCUGCCAGCCUAGCCCUCGUUAACUCUCCACCCAGUCGAUGCCCCAGGUUCCGCCCACGGGUCACGAACUCCAUUUCUCCUUUUCCAAGUCCGAAGACGAGCAACUCCCAGAAAGAGUAAAGGGUGGAAUUUGAAUCGGUUUCACCUCCCCGAUAGAAUCAAAGGAGGAGGAAGAAAUAGGAAGGCAUUCGAGAAGGAGACGGAGAGGAAACUUGCGGGAAGGGGACGGAGGAGAAGGCUGAGAGAUCUGUUAAGAGCCGGAUCUAGAUCCGGCAAUCCAUAGGGAAAACGAUGGGGGAUUUCAACUUGGCGCUGGUGAUUGUAGCGGUGGUGGUAUGCGUCCUUGUUUUACUCUUCAAUGUCUAUUUGCUGGUGAACUACCAGCACCCUGACGACAAGAACCAAGCCUAUUUCCCGAAACUCGUUGUCGUCAUCGGUCUCUCCAUCGCCGUCAUCUCGAUAUUGAUGCUUCCGGGCGAUGUUGCCAACCGGCAAGCCUGCCGCCAUGCCAUUUAUAACGGCGCUUGCAAUCUCACGCUUCCGAUGAAGACGCUGUGGCUCGUCGUGUACAUCACUGACGCCGUUCUCGUCUUCUUCUUCAUCCCCUUUGCUAUGUUCUACUACGAGGGGGACAUGGACAAGAGCGUGGGGAAAAGGCUGUUGAGUGCGAUGUUGUGGGUUGCUGUCUCCGUUGUUGUCUGCGCGCUUGCGCUUGGGAUACUUUACGGGCUAGUAGGCAAAGUUGACUUCAAUGUUAGGCACCUUUCUUCUGCUUCAACAAAUUUUCCAACUUCUUGGACUGAGUUCUCCCGCAGCCAACCUUGUAUUGGUUCAGCAGCUCAUCAGUGUGCUGCAUACCUGGCUAGUGCUUCUUCAGAAUCAACAUGGACAAUGCGAGCUAGCUUUCCAGAAUAUGUGGUUGCUCUUGCAACUAUUGUUGGAUCUGUUCUUUUCACGAUAUUUGGUGGUGUCGGGAUUGCUAGCCUUCCACUAGGCCUUAUAUUUUCAUUUAUCAGGCGUCCCAAAGCAGUUAUCACUCGUUCACAAUACAUCAAGGAGGCAACUGAAUUAGGUAAGAAGGCUAGAGAACUGAAGAAAGCAGCUGAGGCUCUUCGCGAGGAAGAGAGAAGUGGAUCCAAGGGAAGAAAAUGGCGCAAGAAUGUUAAGGCUGUUGAGAAGGAGUUGCUUGUGUUGGAGGAUGAUAUGAAAACGUUAGAGGAGAUGUAUCCUCAGGGAGAAAGGGCAGAGACUGCUUGGGCAAUGACUGUCCUUGGCUAUGUUGCAAAGCUUGUACUGGGUGUUGUUGGGUUAAUUGUUUCAGUGGCAUGGCUUGCUCAUAUCGUGAUAUAUUUGUUGAUAGACCCUCCUCUUUCCCCUUUUUUAAAUGAAGUCUUCAUCAAACUAGAUGAUCUCUGGGGGCUGCUAGGUACUGUAGCAUUUGCUUUUUUCUGUUUCUACCUCCUGAUGGCAGUUGUAGCUGGAGCAAUGAUGCUUGGUUUGAGAUUAGUUUUCAUCACCAUUCACCCAAUGAAGUGGGGAGCAACCCUGAUGAACUCCUUUCUCUUCAAUGUGGGACUUAUACUUCUUUGCUCUAUCAGUGUGAUCCAGUUUUGCGCCACAGCAUUUGGUUCCUAUGCGCAAGCAACUGCUGCUCAGGAAAUAUUUGGCCAUACUCUGCAAUCUCUUCGUGGAAUCAAAUAUCUUUUUAAGUACAAUAUCUUCCCCUACGCCUUUGUCAUUUUGGCCGCGAUCACUUUCCUAUACUAUCUGACAUUUGGCUGGAGGAAGAAGAAGCCAAACGCUCGGUUCCAAUUAUCCAGCUGAUCUUUUUCCAGGUUACACUCCCUUUUGCAUUGUCCGUGUUCUUGAAAGCUUAAUUGCACAUAGAUCUUCAUGGCAUCGAAAACUACGAUAACGAUCUCUUGUGGUGGAUGCAGAAAUUUAUUUUUCCGUUUGAGUUCUGAUGUAUUUUAUAAUUUUUUUGAAUCUGCUGGUCUUGUAAUCUGUUUUGUCUCUUAGUGUCUAAUGCUUUGCUUGUAAUGAGUUCAUUUUCCGGUGUGUGUAUUUGCUAAGUACUGUACGUGGAAUCACAGGCUGAACUAAGAGAACAUCGUAGUUUUAAAAUUUUAUACCUUGACAAAUUUAACAUCAGCGGGCUUUAUUGUUUGUUUUGAGCAAAUUUUUAUAAUAUUAUUUUUCACACAA